UGUGGUUUGGGUCCUGUGUUUGUGUCGUAAGUGUCAGAGAAUAAUAGUAAAUUAUUUUCUGACAAUUAAACUAAAUAGAAACUGGAAUUGGUUCCAUCAAAUUAAGGGAGGUGAAGUUAUUUAUUUAUUUAGUACUAAAAAUUUAAAAAUUAGCAUAAGAAGGACAGGAUGUGCACAAGGAAAACUUAUCUCUAAAGAGAUUUCUUACGGAAGUUCUCGAAUGUAAGAAAAAUUGAAGGCAAUGAGCAGCAUAAUCCAAGGCAAGGGUCCCAUCGUGAAUCCAGGUUUAUGUAGAUGCUGUGGUUCUUUGAAGAGAUGUAGGAUCCUGAACGUAGAGUACUUUUGGCAGGGUCGGAAAGAGGUCUAUUCGGAGAUGUUCGUCGACUGCUUCGGUUUGAUGCUAUCACAUUUAGAGGAGGAGGAUACAGCACGUCUCAUAUGUGCCACGUGUGUCACAAGACUUAGGGACGCCAAUCUGUUCCGUCAACAAGUACUGGAAAAUGAGGAGAGGCUACUCUCGUCUUACAUAAAAAUACACGAAGAUGUGAAAUUCAAUGAAAUAAAACAAGAGGAGAUUUCUAUUAAAACUGAGGAAGAAUUCAUUGUUGAUGACAAAGUUGAUGACGAAGAUACACGAAUAUCAGACAAUGAAUGCAAUGAUUCAGAAUCCCUACAAAUGGAGUCCACAAAUGAGGAGCCUAAUUUAAUUGUAUCAAAGGAGAGAUCAAUAUCUUUAAAAGAAAUAAACUUUAAGAAAAGUAACAGAAAUGGAUCAAAUGUUAAAGCGAUGGAAAUUCCAGACACAAUUCAAAUGGAGUCCACGAGUGUGGAAACAAAUUUAAUUGUACGAGAGAGAAGGUCAAUAUCUUUGAAAGCAAUAACUCCAAACGGAAAUAAAUUCAAUAGAUCAGAUAUUAAACAGACGGACAUUCAGAAAAUGCCAGAUAAAAUCAAACCACCGGAUGGCAUACAGACAAUCAUAAAUAACUUCAUCAAAUCAAACGUUGUCAGGGAACGAUCUUUCCACAACGCUCUGACAAUUGUGGAGAACUCUUUUGCCUGUCCCUUUCGUGCAAUUUAUAACACAUACCACUGUAUAUACUGUACAAGGAAGUUCAUUGACCCCGAGAAACUUCGAGAACAUACGUUGAAUCACAAUCCAAAAGCGUACAAGGAGAUACUUAGAAAUAUAAGACAGAGAAAUAACAAAUGUUAUAUUGAUUUAUAUAAAAUAGAUUGCCGUUUAUGUGACCAAAAAAUCAACGACUUUGAUACAUUCAAAGUGCACAUCGCUAAAGCCCACGGGAAGAAGUUGUACGCAAAAGCAUCUGACAGCAAUGAUGAUUUCAUAAUAUUAAUGUUUGUUUUAACAGGCACUAACUUAAAGUGUAUGGAAUGCGAGAUGGUUUUUCCGGAUCUGCAUUCGUUAAAACUACAUAUGGCUGAUCAUUUUGGUACGUGUGUAUGUGAUAUAUGCGGAAUGCAUUACUUCGAGGACAGAAAUCUCAAGGCUCACUUAAAAAGCCACAAACCAACAGAGGCAAGCUUCACUUGUACACAAUGCGGCAAAACGUUCAGGAGCAAAUACAAUUUGAAUGUACACGUUGCUAGGGUGCAUACUAAAGAGUCGCUAUAUUUUUGUAAUUUAUGCGAUGAAAACUUCUUCUCAAACACGUUGAGACAUAGGCAUAUGGUGAAAGUGCAUAAUGAGGAGUUCUUAUACAAAUGUAAAAAUUGUGACAAAGUUUACAGUAACAGGAAACAGUUGGUGCAGCAUAAUAGACGUGUGCAUUUGAAAAUUUUGAAGCACGGAUGCCCCGUUUGCGAGAAGAGAUUCUGUUCACCUGCGUUUUUGAAAGAACAUAUGUACAGUCAUACAGGUGAGAGGAAUUUCCGUUGCGAACAUUGCGGGAAGAGUUAUCCGAGAAUGAAGGCAUUGAAGGUUCACAUACAAUCUCAUAGUGCGGUGAAAAAAUUUCAGUGUGCAAUGUGUAAUGCGUCAUAUAGUCAAAAUGUGUGCUUGAAGAACCAUAUUAAAAGACACCAUCAGACCGUAGACAACAGUGAUAAUAAUUGUCAAGGAGUGACUACGUAAAAAGACUUAAUAAGAAAUAAAUACAUUGUUUCGCAAUAA
Messenger RNA from Pararge aegeria (speckled wood butterfly), 2134 nucleotides. Its product is annotated as zinc finger protein 2 homolog. The transcript has 6 exons. Gene Ontology annotation, biological process: regulation of transcription by RNA polymerase II. Gene Ontology annotation, molecular function: zinc ion binding; DNA-binding transcription factor activity; RNA polymerase II cis-regulatory region sequence-specific DNA binding. NCBI's taxonomy places the organism in Eukaryota, Metazoa, Arthropoda, Insecta, Lepidoptera, Nymphalidae. Bases 242 to 2095 code for a protein of 617 amino acids. Gene Ontology annotation, cellular component: nucleus. The record is from RefSeq and is a predicted model, not a curated record.